This is a messenger RNA of Colletotrichum scovillei, 605 nucleotides long. Its product is annotated as cytochrome c oxidase subunit COX9. The record is from RefSeq and is a predicted model, not a curated record. Bases 225 to 422 code for a protein of 65 amino acids. The transcript is spliced from 4 exons. Gene Ontology annotation, biological process: mitochondrial electron transport, cytochrome c to oxygen. NCBI's taxonomy places the organism in Eukaryota, Fungi, Ascomycota, Sordariomycetes, Glomerellales, Glomerellaceae.
GAAGCAGUUUCAAUCACCGAAAUGCUUAGCUAAGGCCCAGCAGCCAUCACAGAGCCAUUGCCUUGGUUGAAGAGGAAUUCAACAUCACGUGACAUUUCCCUUCGCGCGAAUUGAUCAGACCAUUCGAGCUACCCGCCAAAGAUCUCAGCAUCGUCAAACAACCCUCCGAUUACGAACUCUCGGCUCAAUCGACUACCACAACCCUCUCCGCACUACACAUCACAAUGGCCGGCGCUACUGCUGUUAAGCCCAUCACGGGCAUGCUGCGACGCAACCUCGUUCUCGACCUUGGUAUCGCCCUCGGUCUCGGUUUCGCCAUGGCCAACGUCUACUGGUACGGCUUCCACAUGCCGCGCACAAACGCCCGCGACAGCUACUACGCCAAGCUCGAGCAGCAGAAGGCCGAGGCCCGCAAGGCAUAAGCGACAAUCAAAUAGCCGAGACGAAGCGGGAACGGAGCGAAUUGAGAUGGUCUGUUAGAUUGGGCGGAGGAAGCACGAGAGGGCAUUUGCAGUCAUAGACAAGAUACGGGCUUCAUCAGUUGAUCAUCCAACCCCGAUUGUACCAUACACUUCAGCAAUUGAAGCAAGAGCCUCUUUAUGUGA